AAGGUGCCACAGCGCUGACGGGAUACCCAAGGAAGUGGCUGACAUUUUUAAUUCCCCCAGCGAUGACGAGGAUUUUCUUGGUUUUGGAGAUGAUGCUCCCAUGCAAACCUUGUCCUCAGAAGACAGCUCUGAUAGUUUUGAUUCAUUGGAGUCAGCAAAAAAGGAUGUUCGAUUUCAAUCCAAGUACCUGACUGAGGAACUGAGGAGAAUUUUCACUGAAGACACUGAUUCAGAAAGUGAAGUGUUUGAAGGCUUUGCUCCAAGUGACCUGGAUGUAAACAAUGCGAAUGGAAUGAUGCCAGUGGAGUCAGAUUUGAGUGAUGGAGAGAACAAUAAUUUCUCUUUACUGGGUAGUGAGGAGGAGGAGGAAGAAAAGGCUUCCCCCAAGAGAAGCAGCUUUGGUCUUCGUGUGGCAUUUCAGUUCCCCACAAGAAAGUCUGCCAAGAAGAAGGUGCCUGAACCAACUUUUUCCAAGCUACACUUGCAAGACAAUAAACCCCCUAAAGCUCUCACAAGAGAGAGAAGCAGCAAGCGAUGGAAGAAACUAGAGGGGUCUGCCUCAGAGUCUGAGGAAGAUGUCAAAGAGACUCGUGAAGAAAGCUCCAGUGCCCUGCUUAAAAGAGCAAUAAACAUCAAAGAAAAUAAAGCCAUGCUUGCCCAGUUGUUAGCAGAACUGAAUUCUAUACCUGAACUGUUUCCAGUGAAAACAGCCACCUCAACUCCUUCUAAACAGAAGAAAACCCCAAGGAGAACAUUUUCUGAAGGCCAGACAGAGCGUCGUACAAACCCAACCAGAAAUGCUCGUCCACCAGAGAAAUUUGCCUUGGAAAACUUCACUGUGUCUGCGGCUAAAUUUGCAGAACACUUUCAUAAUUACAGACAACAAAAUCUCCUAAUAAAGAGGAGACUCAGUGGGGGUGACUGUGGAGUGCGCAAGAGAAGGAGAUCAUCUAAAUACUCAUCUUACCGUCCUGUUGAAGAUAUUACUGAUGAGGACUUGGAGAAUAUAGCAAUUACAGUUAAAGAUAAAAUCUAUGAUAAAGUCCUGGGCAGUACGUGCCACCAGUGUCGGCAGAAGACAAUCGACACUAAGACAAUCUGUCGUAAUCAAGGCUGCGGGGGUGUGAGAGGACAGUUCUGUGGGCCGUGUCUUCGUAAUCGAUAUGGUGAAGAUGUGAAAUCGGCACUUCUGGAUCCAAAUUGGAUUUGCCCUCCUUGUCGUGGUGUCUGUAACUGCAGUUACUGUCGCAAGCGUGAUGGCCGCUGUGCCACAGGAAUGCUCAUCCACUUGGCAAAAUUUUAUGGUUAUGAUAAUGUUAAAGAAUAUCUUGAAAGUUUACAAAAGCAACUAAAUGAAGACAAUUGAGGAUGCUGAGCACAGCUACCUGACCUGCAGACAAGUUUUUUUUUACUUCAGGGUUUAAAUUUUUUGAUUACAAUGAUGUUUAUACAAGAUAGAAUUGUAGAAUAUAGCUUUGGAUUUUUUUAACUGAUUGGUCUUUACUAAAACAUUUCUUGAGAAAUCUUUGUAUGAGGAAUUUACAUGCAGAAUAUUCUUUUUAUGCAUAGACAUCUGUAUACAGAGCAGAACAGCACUUUUAAAACUUCAGUGGUUAAUUUUCAGUAGGGCUACAGAACCAAGUAGGUGCUUAACUCCAAAGGUGGUGAAAGGAAUUGUGUAGCACUAAAAAUUUAAUGAGUGGGGGGGGGAAGGAGAGUGAGAAUUUUUGGCCUAAGCAAACUAUUAAAGAGCCAAGUUUUUGAAAGCCUUCCUUUUUGUGCAUGAGUAAAUCAAGUAACUGCAUGCCUCAGUUUGUGGGCAAAAGUAAGUUUUGCCCCUGCAAAGAUAGAAGGGAGUCCUUUUGAAAACUUUAUUGAAAUUCAGUUCUGGUCUGUGCAGUUUAUUUUUAAAAAGUAGUUGGUUCAGCCAGUACCGGUGCCACGGUUUCUCGUGCCCUAGGCCCAUGGCCAUUUUGCCGCCCCCCGGGCUGAUCCCACGGCUCUGGUGGAGCUGCCCCCUCAAUCCUGGCUGCCUAAAUGGUAGCACCGCCCCUGGGUUCAGCAGUGAUGCACCUGCAGUCAGAGUGAUACUUGACCCUUUUAAUUGUACAGUGUUGAUAUUCUUAAAUAAUUCCUACCUGUCUGCUUAGCUAAAGGCAGGCUUUACAAACACCUUUUUAAAAACCCCUGUUACUGCAGCCUCAGAUUUACACAAAUUUUGACAAAUAUUGGAUGUUUUACUCUGUGUAGAGAUAAUAAAGCAUUUUCAAUAGAGGA
Messenger RNA from Chelonoidis abingdonii (Abingdon island giant tortoise), 2277 nucleotides. It is a transcript of the gene CDCA7L, whose product is annotated as cell division cycle associated 7 like. Gene Ontology annotation, cellular component: nucleus. Lineage: Eukaryota; Metazoa; Chordata; Testudines; Testudinidae. The record is from RefSeq and is a predicted model, not a curated record. Gene Ontology annotation, biological process: regulation of DNA-templated transcription.